UUAUAAAUUCAUCGUCAGUCACUUUACACAACCAAAGAAGAACUCAGUUUAUAGCCAACAUGGUUAAAGCAAGAAAAUACGUCGUUAAGAAGCACUUCCAAGGAGUUCCGAAGAGGGAUGACUUCGAGGUGGUGGAGCAGGAAUUGCCGCCACUCAAGGAUGGAGAGAUCCUCGCCAAAGCGGAAUACAUCAGCGUGGACCCGUACCUUCGUGCCUACAACGGACGCAACAAAGUCCCGUACGACCAGUUCAGCUUCCAAGUUGCAAUCGUCACGGAGAGCAAGAAUCCCGAUUACCCCGUAGGGACAAGAGUAGUCUCCCACAAAGGCUGGCGUGAUUACACCAUAAUGAGCCCUAAUUCGAAAGCAGCAGAUCCGAAUGAAAGAGUUUACAAGCUACCCGACUUGCAGGGUUUAUCCCCGUCAUUGGGUGUGGGUGCUGUUGGUAUGCCAGGAGUUACUGCCUACUUCGGAUUUCUGGACAUUUGCAAACCCAAAGCUGGAGAAACGGUAGUCGUGACUGGUGCAGCGGGUGCUGUUGGAUCACUAGUGGGGCAAAUCGCAAAGAUCAAGGGUUGCAGAGUAAUUGGGUUCGCCGGGUCCGACGACAAAGUGCAAUGGCUUGAGAAGGAACUGGGUUUCGAUAGAGCUUUCAACUACAAAACAGUUGAUGUCCUGAAGUCUCUAAAGGAAGCGGCGCCAAAUGGCGUGGACUGUUACUUUGACAAUGUCGGAGGGGAGAUCAGCAGUGUUAUUCUAAGUCAGAUGAAUGAUUAUGGAAGAACGUCAGUUUGUGGGAGCAUCAGCGCUUAUAAUGAAGACCCCAAACAGAUGCCUAAGGCAACUAUUAUUCAGCCAGCUUUGGUGUUCAGGCAAUUAAAGGUGGAAGGUUUCUUGGUGUGGCGUUGGGACGGACGAUGGCACGAGGCGUUCGCUGACCUCGUCGCUUGGAUCAAGAGUGGAAAACUCAAAACUCGAGAGCACGUUACUGAAGGUUUUGACAAAUUGUACGACGCCUUCGUAGGAAUGUUGGCUGGUGAAAAUACUGGCAAAGCUGUAGUCAAAGUCUGAUAAUGUUAAUGUUAGAUUAUUACUUACAAGUUUUUAAUAAAUAAUAAUGCUAGUCAUCA
Molecule: messenger RNA, 1129 nt
Organism: Ostrinia nubilalis (European corn borer)
Lineage: Eukaryota; Metazoa; Arthropoda; Insecta; Lepidoptera; Crambidae
Product: prostaglandin reductase 1-like
Exons: 1
Coding region: 60-1070 (336 amino acids)
Biological process (GO): prostaglandin metabolic process
Cellular component (GO): cytoplasm
Molecular function (GO): 2-alkenal reductase [NAD(P)H] activity; 15-oxoprostaglandin 13-reductase [NAD(P)+] activity
Source: RefSeq, a predicted model, not a curated record